UCGGCUGCUGCUCUGGGAGCCCAUGGUCGUACCUGGCCGCUGCGGCACUGACCGGCCUGUGCCAGGCAGAGGUGUCGUGUCGGGUGGGCGUCACAACAAGCUGUAUUUAUACAGGCUGCUGCUCCAAGGUUGUGAAGACCCGGUGGCUGUGUGUCGAGGCCAUGGCGCCAAGGCUCCCGGGAACGGGGUCUCUCUCUCUCACAGGCCUUGGAGUCCUGGUCCUGCUUUUUGCUCUCCCUGCUGACGCUGGGCUUUCUCAGAAGCAUGUUUCCGACGUCAUUGAUGACAGCAAAGAUAACAUCACCAUUUUCACCCGCAUCCUGGACAGGCUGCUGGAUGGCUACGACAACCGCCUCAGGCCUGGACUCGGAGACAGUGUAACUGAAGUCAAGACAGACAUUUACGUGACGAGUUUUGGCCCCGUCUCGGACACAGACAUGGAAUACACCAUUGAUGUGUUUUUCCGGCAGUCCUGGAGAGACGAGAGGCUGAAGUUCGAUGGUCCCAUGAAGAUACUCCCCCUGAACAACCUGCUGGCCAGUAAGAUCUGGACCCCUGACACCUUCUUCCACAACGGGAAAAAAUCUGUCGCCCACAACAUGACAACACCCAACAAGCUGCUGCGCCUGGUGGACAACGGCACCCUCCUGUACACCAUGAGGCUAACGAUUCAUGCCGAGUGCCCCAUGCACCUGGAGGACUUCCCAAUGGAUGUGCAUGCUUGCCCACUGAAAUUUGGGAGCUAUGCCUACACAAAGACAGAGGUGAUCUACACCUGGACUCUGGGGAAGGAUAAAUCAGUGGAAGUAGCAAAGGGUGGAUCUCGCCUGAACCAGUAUGACCUGCUGGGCCAUGUUGUUGGGACAGAGAUGGUCCGAUCCAGCACAGGGGAGUACGUCGUCAUGACCACACACUUCCACCUCAAGAGGAAGAUCGGGUACUUCGUCAUCCAGACCUACCUGCCCUGCAUUAUGACUGUAAUCCUGUCCCAGGUCUCUUUCUGGCUCAACAGGGAGUCUGUCCCUGCCCGAACGGUUUUUGGUGUCACCACCGUCCUCACCAUGACCACACUAAGCAUCAGCGCAAGAAACUCGUUGCCUAAAGUGGCGUACGCGACGGCCAUGGACUGGUUCAUAGCCGUCUGUUACGCCUUUGUGUUUUCUGCGCUGAUCGAAUUUGCCACCGUCAACUACUUCACCAAGCGCAGCUGGGCUUGGGAUGGCAAGAAGGUGCUGGAGGCCCAAGAGAUGAAGAAAAAAGAACCGGUGGCACUAGCGAAGAAAACCAACAACACCUACAACAUAGUUGGCACCACAUAUGCCCUCAACAUUGCCAAGGACCCCGGCCUGCCCACCAUCUCCAAGAGUGCUGCUGCCACCGCGACGGCCACCAGCGUGCCCCCCAAGAUGCACCGCAUAGAGGAGAAGCUCCCAGAGAGUAAGAAGACGUACAACAGCGUCAGCAAGGUAGACAAGAUGUCCCGCAUCGUCUUUCCAGUCCUCUUUGCCAUUUUCAACUUAGUCUACUGGGCUACCUACGUAAACCGGGAGUCAGCUAUCAAAGGAAUGAUCCCCAAACAAUAAAACCGGUCCAAUAAACCUUCCAUCAGUGAGCAACACCCAGGCAGGAAUUCUCCAGGGCUUUCUUCUCUCCUGUUUUGUUUAAUUAUUAUUGUUCAUUUGAUAUUAUUAUUACUAUUAGAUCAUUCUUUUAUAAUGUAAACAAAACUGUGAUUUUAAUUUAAUCCCGUAUAC
Molecule: messenger RNA, 1754 nt
Organism: Cygnus atratus (black swan)
Lineage: Eukaryota; Metazoa; Chordata; Aves; Anseriformes; Anatidae
Gene: GABRA3
Product: gamma-aminobutyric acid type A receptor subunit alpha3
Exons: 10
Coding region: 162-1583 (473 amino acids)
Biological process (GO): chloride transport; signal transduction; regulation of postsynaptic membrane potential
Cellular component (GO): dendrite membrane; GABA-A receptor complex; synapse
Molecular function (GO): GABA-A receptor activity; GABA-gated chloride ion channel activity; inhibitory extracellular ligand-gated monoatomic ion channel activity
Source: RefSeq, a predicted model, not a curated record